Messenger RNA from Megachile rotundata (alfalfa leafcutting bee), 785 nucleotides. RefSeq lists its product as uncharacterized. NCBI's taxonomy places the organism in Eukaryota, Metazoa, Arthropoda, Insecta, Hymenoptera, Megachilidae. The record is from RefSeq and is a predicted model, not a curated record.
GUGCGACUGUCUCCGAUCAAAAGACAAAUUUGUGCAGUUGCAAAAAGGAAGAAGAAAAUGAAAUUAGAAAUGCCAUUUCAAAACAUUCCAUGACGCGGAAACAAAGCGACAAUAUCGUUCGAUGUUGCAAGAAUUACUUAUGUACGUGGACUGAAAGCAAAAUCAAUGAAUUCAGAAAUUAAGGUAAACCCAGAAGAUGGCGAUCAAAUCUGUGUUGAACAUCGUGUCAUUGAUAAUCCUAAAAAAAAGAUAAUUUCAAAGAAUAUGAUGCACAGUCGGUCAUGCAUCGACGGUAGCAAAGGAAAUCAUCUGUUGGAAGGUAAUCGUUAUAAUGUUAAGAAGAAGACUAUAAAAAGGGGAAACAAAAACAUCACUAAUACAAUGUUCGUUGAAGGAAAAGAUAAUAUUACACAAUUUCAACAGGUAAGAUUCGAUCCCACAUUGCAGUACGUUGUAACUGAUAGUGGUGAGUAUGCGGAUGUAUCAGAUAAUUUUAUAGAUGAUGACACUAAUAACUCAUCUCAAGAUAGAUUGUCAGUCACUUCAAUAACUUUCAUGCGACAAUUGAAAAAUGCAAUUCCGAUAAGAAAGUUGUAUCGGAAACGCAAAUUACGGAAAAUUUACCGUUUUCGUCAAAAAAUGUCGAGAAAUAAUAUGUUUGAUUUUGAACAGGUUUCAAACAUUGAAGACAACAUGAUGAAUGAUAAUAAAAAUGAUCUUGAUUGUGAUGUAUUGUACUGUUCUGAACUUGUUAAAGAUGAUAACAGCGAAAUUGAAAGUUAAUA